CGAUGCCGAGCCGAUCGUUACCGCGACACCGCGCCGAGCGCGCGGCGGCGAUCGGACAAGACGCGCCGGGCGGCGGUGACGCCGCGAACGCGAACGCGGACGCCGCGCCCGACGCCUUCGCGAACGCGGACGCCGGUGUCAACACCCAGGCGCAUGCGUCCGACGCCGCGGCGUCGUGGGCGACGAACGUCACGCGAGCGGCGUUGGUGAAGGAAUACUUUGAGAGCCGCGCGAUCGAGACCACGAUCGGCGUCGCCGCGCUUCCGGUCGGCAUCGCGCUCGCGUUGGCGGGACGGAAGCACGACCAAAAGUUGACGCUCGCCCUCGUCGCGGGCUUCGGCGUGUGGCUCGGUUUGAUGGCGAUCGAUCUGUUGCGAGAUCUCGUACCGAACGUGCUCGGCGACUCGGUGACGAUUCCGGACAACGAUUACGUCAACUACGGCAGCGCCGCCGUCGUGGCGUUGAUUUUGGUGAGCGUGGCGGCGAACGUCUAUAAGUUGUUCGGCGUCGUCGUCGGUUUGAUGUGCGCCGUCGGUAUCUCUUCGGUCACGAACCACAUCGUUGACGACGUGCCCAUCUCGGCGACGAUCGUGAUCAACGUUGUCGGCGCUAUCGGUGGUCUUUAUUUGGUGACGCCGUUUACCACGGACAAACUUGGGAUUUUGUUUUCCUUCGUCGGCGGCGCGUUGGUCGCCGUCGGCGCCUCCUUCGCCAUCUUCGUCGCCGGCGGAGUCACUGAGUGUGCGGACACGGCCUCGGCCGCGUGUAACUGGGCCGUUCCAUUGGCUGCUGGCGGUUCCGCGAAGGUGGUCGCCAAGUACGUGCCGGACAUUUGGGUCCUCGCCGUCGGCACGAAGGUGAACGCCGCCGCGAGCGCCGGCGCGCACUCGUUUGAUUUCUCCAACUACAGCAACUACAUCGCCAUCGGCGUCGCGUUACUCUUCGUGUACAUGGGCAUUUGCACUCAGGGGCGCGCCAGAAAGGGAGAGACUUCCGAAACUUCCCCGCUGUUAGGAGAUGCCGAAAAGGGUAAGUGAAGAGCAUAAGCGCGCCGUCGUUUUUCAAAAAACAAACGACGAGCGGGAAGCGGGUCAACGAGGCGCGCACGAAACGACGACGACGGGUGCACCGAGUACAAUUUUGUAA
Ostreococcus lucimarinus CCE9901 is the source of this 1146-nucleotide messenger RNA. RefSeq lists its product with no specific name. Lineage: Eukaryota; Viridiplantae; Chlorophyta; Mamiellophyceae; Mamiellales; Bathycoccaceae. The record is from RefSeq and is a predicted model, not a curated record. Bases 3 to 1037 code for a protein of 344 amino acids. The transcript has a single exon.